UUCCGGGUGCCUUGCGGCAGCUUCAGCUCUAUAGGGGAGCCGGCUGGAAAAGUUCUGAUUGUUUUUCUCUAAGCGCUGCUGCUGGGUGCUGUGAGGGAAGCUCUAGCAAGUUCCCAAUUCGCGACAUGAAUGGAAUGACCUAUGAUGAUGUGCAUGUAAACUUCACUGGAGAAGAGUGGGCUUUGCUCAGUCCUUCCCAGAAGAGGCUCUACAAGGAUGUGAUGCUGGAAACCUACAGGAACCUCACUGCUAUAGGUUACAAUUGGGAAGACCAUAAUAGUGAACAUUUUCAACAUUCUAGAAGACAUGGAAGGCAUGAAAGAAGACAUACUGGAGAAAAACCUUCUGUAUAUACUCAGUGUGGCAAAGUCUUUGCAUAUCACAGUCAUCCUCAGAAUCAUGAUAGAAUGCAUACAGGAGAGAAAAGCCAUGAAGGUAUUCAACAUGGUAAAGCCUUUGCACAUCAAAGUCACCUUCAAAGGCAUGAAAGAAUUCAUACCAGAGAGAAACCUUAUGAAUGUAAUCAGUGUGGUAAGGCCUUUGCACAUCGUAGUUACCUUCGAAAGCAUAAAAGAAUUCAUAUUGAAGAGAAACCCGAUGAAUGGAACCAAUGUGGUCAAGGUAAUCUCCAAAUACAUAAAAGGACACAUACUGCACAGAAACCCUAUGAAUGUAAUCAGUGUGGUAAAGCCUUUAGGCGGCACAAUAGUCUCCAAGUACAUAAAAGAACACAUACUGGAGAGAAACCCUACAAAUGUGAUCAAUGUGAUAAAGCCUUUUCACAACAAGGUCAUCUCCGAAUACAUAAUAGAACACAUACUGGAGAGAAACCCUAUGAAUGCAAUCAAUGUGGUAAAGCCUUUGCAGUUCACAGUACUCUCCAAAUACAUAAAAGGACACAUACUGCAGAGACACCCUAUGAAUGUAAUCAGUGUGGUAAAGCCUUUAGGCGGCACAAUACCCUCCAAAUACAUAAAAGAACACAUACUGGAGAAAAACCAUACAAAUGCGAUCAAUGUGAUAAAGCCUUUUCACAACAAGGUCAUCUCAGAAUACAUAAAAGAACACAUACUGGAGAGAAACCUUAUAAAUGUAGUCAGUGUGGUAAAGCUUUUGCACGCCAUAGUCAUCUUCUAAUUCAUGAAAGAAUUCAUACUGGAGAGAAACCUUACAGAUGUAAUCAAUGUAAUAAAGCCUUUGCACAAUACGGUGGUCUUCAAAUACAUAAAAGCACACAUACUGCUGAGAAGCCCUAUGAAUGUAAUGAAUGUGGUAAAACUUUUUCACAACACAGUUAUCUCCGAACACAUAAAAGAACACAUACUAGAGAGAAACCCUAUAAUAAGCAAUGUGGUAAAACCUUUGUGUGUAGUCUUAGAAAUCAAGAGCCAAUUCAUACUGCAGAGGAACUCUAUAAAUAUAGUCAAUGUGAUAAAGUUUUGCACUUCAUAAAUUGUUAAACAAGAGUAAAACCUUUGAUGUUAUCUGUUAAUGCCUUUGCACAUCACAGUAAUUUUGAGUGCUGAUAAAACUCAUACUGAAUAGAUAAAACUCAUACUUAAUGGAAUUUUUUGACUAUCAAAGAUUUGAUAAGAUUUUUAGCCAACACAUUUACAUUAAGUUAUAGAAAAUUAUUUAUUCAGGGGAAUAAAUCUGACAAUUUUCAACAAAGUAUUCAAGAAUUAUGUCCCUCUGUUAUGCACUGAUGACCUGGAAGAAAUAUAAGAUUGAUUGCAUCAGAAGUAUCUGAAGCCUUGGCACUUUAAAGAAGUUUCAGAGUCCCAAAUCUCUACAAAAUGAAGAAGAGUGAAAAGAAAGAUCAGGAGAGAAACUGACAAGUCUUAAAAAGUGGCUGAGCAAUUGGCCAAUGCCACAAGACAGUUUAUCUCAAAAAAAGACAAGAGUGGGAGCAGGCCUACAAGGAAACAUUGUACAUUGUAUGCCUGCUGGAGUUUAUGUCCCGCAUAAGGAGAGAAAGAGAUAUGCAGGGAUGAAGAUUGACUUGUCAGAUCAGGAUUGCAUUCUGCUUCUCUGAAGCCUGUAAAAUUCUGUUAGGAGGACUCCUGGAGAUCCUAAGACUUCAACAGGAGUCAGUCACCCUAAGACUGGGACAAUCAUGCCUUUGCAAAGAGCUGUGUGAGGUAUGGAUGAACUAUGAGUGGGAGAGCUUUGGAUUUGAAAGCCAAAGAAUCAAAUGACUAGAGGUCGAUGUUCAGGGUGUACCUGAGGACAAGCUGGCUCCUACUGUGCUCUCUGCAUCCACUUAGCUGUCAUGGGUCAGCCCCUCCAGGUCUUCCACUCUUUCCUUAUUCUUGGCAACUACAAUGUAGCUGCCAGUAAGAGCACUGUGCUCCUUCCCUGGCAAUCCCCACCUAUUCAUCAAUCCUUGUAACCUGCUUCCCUGGGAAGACUAAGGAUAUUCUAAAGAGACAUACCACUCCCUUUGGCUAACAAUUAGUGAACCACUGGGCUGCAUGAAAUUCAAAUUUCCUGGGUAAUCACAUUCUGGGUAAGAUUGAGUCCUCCAUUGAAGAAUGCUUCUGCUGAAGAAACAUUUGCACAUUGCAGGAGACAGAGUUGCUUAGAAUGAGUUUAAGGGAUGGCUGGAAAAUUGUUAUACUGUUUGCAUGGAUUACUUGCUUUGCAUCUGUCUCUUUUCUUCACCUAAGUAUGCUAUUAUCCCCAACGAUUGCAUAGUUUGCUUCUAUCUUUGUCAUUAUUUCAAUUUAGUUGCACUCAAUAAAUAUGUUUCUAAUUUUCAUGAUAAA
Molecule: messenger RNA, 2768 nt
Organism: Mus caroli (Ryukyu mouse)
Lineage: Eukaryota; Metazoa; Chordata; Mammalia; Rodentia; Muridae
Biological process (GO): regulation of DNA-templated transcription
Source: RefSeq, a predicted model, not a curated record